AUGGCCAACGGCGAUGUCAAAGAGCCUGAUGCUCAAGUAAACACGGAGGAGAUUGUGCACGCUGGCGAAUCGGUUCAAAACGGUGCUGAGGAUGUUGACAUGGUUGCCGAUGAGCAAGAAGAAGCAGAAGAAGAUGCCGACAAAGAGAAGAUUAGACUACUCUCGAGCGCUACAUCUGAAGACGGCACUUGCGCGUCUUUCCAGAUUUCCGAGGAAGACCACACGCUCGGAAACGCGCUCCGCUACAUCAUCAUGAAGAACCCAGAUGUUGAGUUCUGCGGUUACUCUAUACCCCACCCCAGUGAAACGCUCUUGAACCUCAGGAUACAAACGUACGGGAAGUUCACUGCUGUGGAAGUUCUACAGAAAGGUCUCCAAGAUCUCAUGGACCUGUGCGACGCCGUCGAAGACAAGUUCACCCAACGCAUUCGCGAGAUGUAA
Messenger RNA from Lachancea thermotolerans CBS 6340, 441 nucleotides. It is a transcript of the gene RPC19, whose product is annotated as DNA-directed RNA polymerase core subunit RPC19. Lineage: Eukaryota; Fungi; Ascomycota; Saccharomycetes; Saccharomycetales; Saccharomycetaceae. Gene Ontology annotation, molecular function: DNA binding; DNA-directed RNA polymerase activity; protein dimerization activity. Gene Ontology annotation, biological process: DNA-templated transcription. The coding region runs from base 1 to 441 and encodes 146 amino acids. The record is from RefSeq and is a predicted model, not a curated record. The transcript has a single exon. Gene Ontology annotation, cellular component: RNA polymerase III complex; RNA polymerase I complex.